AUGAUGUCUACUAAUACGAGCACUCAAGCGGGGUUAAACCUAAUAACCAGCAGUUGUGAGAGUACCACUCCACAAGGUACUCCUCUAUCCAAUAAGGGAGAAGAAAAAAAAACUAAGGCCCUUUUAAAUAUCUUGCCAAAAUUACCUUCUAGUGAUUCUUUAUGUAACAGUCCUGGGGUCCAAAGUGUUAUGGAAAAAACUGACAACCAAACCAAUGAUAAUUUACAUUCACCUGAGUCCUGCUCAAAACUAACUCGCAAAGAAUCUUACAAAGCCCAAAGAAAAAACUACCGUAGAGAAAAAAAAAGGGUUACAAAUGAACUGCUGAAUUCUCUUAAAGACCCAGCGGUGAUAGUGUUGGCUGAUUGGUUGAAAAUAAGGGGCACCCUUAAGUCGUGGACGAAGCUUUGGUGUGUCCUUAAGCCAGGACUUCUAGUCCUAUACAAGAGUCCAAAGGCCAAGAGUAGUCAUUGGGUUGGAACAAUACUUUUGAACUCUUGUAAAGUGAUUGAGAGGCCGAGCAAAAAGGAUGGUUUUUGCUUUAAAUUGUACAAUCCUUUGGACCAAUCAAUUUGGGCCCCAAGGGGACCCGAAAACGAAACAAUUGGUGCUGUUGUACAACCUUUACCUAGUUCCUAUUCAAUAUUUAGAGCUCCUUCCCAAGCAUCCGGCAUGUGUUGGCUGGAUGCUUUAGAAAUAUCAAUAAGAAACGAUGCGGCCUUGGUGAGGUCCGUUAGCAACAAGUCCGGAUCUGGAAGUACCAAUCACGAAACUCAAUGGUCAGAGGCGGACUACGAAAGACAUUUUGUGCAUGAUUUGGACGACAUAAGUCAACCGGACAACGGUGCGCAAAUUAGUGCCGGGGAAAUAAGCGAUACAGAUUCGGAAAUGUCCAUAAAGGAUGACGAAAUCGAUGAAGAUCCCAUCGAGACUCCCUACGUUCCAAACGAUGAGGAGGAAUUCGGAGAUGUUGGCGAACAAGUGGAGGAGUUGGCGGAAGAGCACAAAUCUCUCAUAUGGUACAUAGUCAAGCAAGUCAGACCUGGAAUGGAUUUAAGCAAAGUAGUCUUGCCAACGUUCAUAUUGGAACCGAGAUCGUUUCUGGACAAACUAUCAGAUUCCUAUUAUCACGUAGAUAUCCUCACCAGUGCCGUGCUGGAAGACGACGCUUUCACGCGCAUGAAAACGGUCGUGAAGUGGUACCUAUCGGGGCUGUACAAAAAACCGCGCGGCCUGAAGAAGCCCUACAACCCGAUAUUAGGCGAGACGUUCAGGUGUUACUGGCAACAUCCGAACGGUUCGAAAACGUUUUAUCUGGCUGAGCAAGUGUCCCAUCACCCGCCAGUGUCGGCUUUUUACGUCACGAACCGCCAGGACGGUUUCGCCAUACACGCGAGCAUCCUGGCGCGCUCGAAAUUCUACGGCAACUCCACGUCGGCGAUUCUCGACGGCACCGCGGUUCUAUCGUUGCUCCCCAGAGGGGAGGAUUACAAGUUGACGGUGCCCUACGCCCACUGCAAGGGUAUCUUGAUGGGUACGUUAUCGAUGGAGCUGGGCGGUAAGGUCACCAUAGACUGCGAGAAGACAGGGUAUCACACCGAAAUCGACUUCAAGUUGCGGACGUUCCUCGGCGGGGCCGAGCAAACGAAUUGCAUCACUGGUCGGCUGAAGCUCGGCAAGGAAACGCUGGCGACGUUGGAGGGCCACUGGGACGGCGCCAUCAACAUCAAGGACAAACGCACCGGCGAGCAGCAGGUGCUGUUCAGCUCGACGCAGCAGGUGCGCAAGACGCGCUUGGUGCGGUACACGGUGCCGGCCGACCGGCAGGAGGACUUCGAGAGCGAGCGCCUGUGGCAGCACGUCUCGGCCGCCAUUGGCAGGGAGGACAUGGCCGCCGCCACCGAGGAGAAGACGAUCCUCGAGGAGGCGCAGCGCGCGCGCUCCAAGGAGCGCAAGGCCAAGUGCGAGGAGUGGCUGCCGGUGCACUUCCAGCAGGACUUGAAGAACGGACAGUGGGUGUACAAGCACUCGGAUCUGCGGCCGUGGGACCCGCGCAACGAUUUGUAUCAGUACGAGUACAACUACGUCAUCGGCACCAGGACCAAGCACCCCACUCCCAUGAUCAGGACGUCCAGCAUCAUCAGCGUCGAGCCGAACACGGAAACGCGCUCGUCGACUAUGAAGGUGAUCAGCCGGAAAAUGGCAACAAAGCAAGUUUCUUCGGAUGCUGACGUCAACGAUAGCGCUACAACUUCCGAGGAGUUCCAUUCUGAUUCCACGCAGUCCAUUAGAAAAGUUUCCUUGGCUGCGACAAAUUCCGGAAUAAUGAAUGCCAUUAGCGACUUGGAGUGUAGUUUAAAGAAGCACGGGGACCGCAUAACACAAUUACAGGUAAAAAUUCAUAAAAUGGUGGAGAUCAACAAAAAUUCGAAUUUCAGUAAUUUUAAGUUAGUAUUGUUGAUAAUAUUUUCUAUGGGUGUUACACAGGCUCUCUUACUAAUGUAUUUUAAGUAA
Molecule: messenger RNA, 2514 nt
Organism: Brassicogethes aeneus
Lineage: Eukaryota; Metazoa; Arthropoda; Insecta; Coleoptera; Nitidulidae
Source: the annotation of a GenBank genome assembly